UUUUUUCUUUCCUACUUGGUGUCAAAAUGUUCAAGCUUGCCCGCAGCAAACCGGUUACCGCGGCCUUGAGAGCUGCGACGGAGUCUUCCGUUCAGUCCCGCCUGGGCCAGCAGCAGAGAAACCUCUCCAUCCACGAAUACCUGUCCGCGAACUUGCUCAAGUCGUAUGGCGUCGGAAUGCCCAAGGGUGAAGUCGCCCGCUCCGCAGAGGAAGCUGAGGCCGUUGCCAAGUCCCUUGGUAACGAUGAUAUGGUCAUCAAGGCUCAGGUUCUCGCUGGUGGUCGUGGCAAGGGUACUUUCAGUAACGGUCUGAAGGGUGGUGUGCGCGUGAUCUACUCGCCUACCGAGGCAAAGAUGUUCGCUGGACAGAUGAUUGGAGAGAAGCUUAUUACCAAGCAGACUGGUGCUGCCGGUCGUCUUUGCAACUCCGUCUACAUCUGUGAGCGCAAGUUCGCUCGUCGCGAGUUCUACCUCGCCGUUCUCAUGGACCGUGCUACCCAGGGUCCUGUCAUUGUCGCUUCGUCUCAGGGUGGUAUGGAUAUUGAAGCUGUCGCUAAGGAGAACCCCGACGCCAUCAUCACUACUCCUAUCGACAUCAAGGUUGGAGUCACCGACGAGAUCGCCACGAAGAUCGCUACCGAGCUUGGCUUCUCUGAGCAAUGCAUUGACGAGGCUCGCGACACUAUUCAGAAGCUGUACAAGGUCUUCAUGGAGAGGGAUGCCACCCAGAUCGAGAUCAAUCCCCUCUCCGAGACUUCUGACCACAAGGUCAUGGCCAUGGAUGCUAAGCUGAACUUCGACGACAACGCCGAAUUCAGACAGAAGGAGGUCUUCGAGUGGAGAGACACCACCCAAGAGGACGCUGAUGAGGUCAAGGCUGCUACACACGGCUUGAACUUCAUCAAGCUUGACGGUGACAUUGGAUGCUUGGUCAACGGUGCUGGUCUGGCCAUGGCUACCAUGGAUAUCAUCAAGCUUAACGGUGGUAACCCCGCCAACUUCCUCGACGUCGGUGGUGGUGCCACCCCCGCUGCUAUCAAGUCCGCCUUCGAGCUUAUCACCAGCGAUCCUAAGGUGACUGCCAUCUUUGUCAACAUCUUCGGUGGUAUUGUUCGUUGCGAUGCUAUCGCUCAGGGCUUGAUCAACGUCGUGCAGGAGAUGGGCCUGCGUACCCCCAUCGUUGCUCGUCUUCAGGGCACCAACAUGGAGCAGGCGAACAAGCUGCUCAACGACUCUGGCCUCAAGAUCUUCUCCAUUGAGGAUCUCCAGAGCGCUGCCGAGAAGUCGGUUCAGUUCUCCAAGGUCGUCAAGUUGGCUCGCGAGAUCGAUGUCGGUGUUGAGUUCACUCUUGGUAUCUAAAUUCCAUGUCGACAUAGAGCUGCGUCUCCUUAGCUGAUGCUCCACUAUCUCUUGUAUUUUUCUCUUCUUUGUUUUUCUGCAAUUAUUUUCUUGAUAUCUAUAUUCUUCUUUCCGGUGGCCGAGAGGUUAGGAAGAUCCGAGUUCAAAGAUGCAGCGAGAUGCGGAGUUAUUGGCCGAGGAGGGCGACAGCCUUUCUUUCUUAAGGUAUGAUGCUAACGCACUGCUGCUGCUUAGAGAAUGAUCGGUCAUAAGGAGUUGCCCACGAGUUAAACAUAAUGUUGAUACACGAGAUGGA
Messenger RNA from Aspergillus aculeatus ATCC 16872, 1653 nucleotides. Its product is annotated as succinate--CoA ligase (GDP-forming) subunit beta. Gene Ontology annotation, molecular function: metal ion binding; ATP binding; succinate-CoA ligase (ADP-forming) activity. The coding region runs from base 27 to 1358 and encodes 443 amino acids. The transcript is spliced from 8 exons. The record is from RefSeq and is a predicted model, not a curated record. Lineage: Eukaryota; Fungi; Ascomycota; Eurotiomycetes; Eurotiales; Aspergillaceae. Gene Ontology annotation, biological process: succinyl-CoA metabolic process; tricarboxylic acid cycle. Gene Ontology annotation, cellular component: mitochondrion; succinate-CoA ligase complex.